AUGAAUUCAAACACUACAACUGAAUCGUCUCAUAUAGACAGAGACUUGGUCGGAUGCAUGCCUCCACGAUUAUCAACCAUUUUGUCUGAUGAUUUGGAAAGAAAAACAAGCCCUCCAAGAGAAGGUCGCGCCGAUCGUCUCGUGAUAUUCCAUUUCAUGAGACAUGGACAAGCAUAUUCCAACAUCGGAGAACUCGGCACACGUAGCCAGCUUCGUGAUCCAAAGCUCACAUUCGAUGGCAUACGACAGUGCGAACUAGUCAGAACUGUCCUAAACUCCAACCGCAAUAUCAAGCAGAUAUAUUGCUCCCCGAUGAUCCGCACCAUUCAAACGGCCUUGACCACAUUCAGAGAUGUGAUGGAGUUCUCGAUGGAAAAGCCAGCCACCAAAAUUGAGGCAUGGGAUGAACUUCGUGAAUGGGGCUCUAUCCCCUGUUGCACAGGCACUCCAGUGGCCAAACUCCAAAAAAGAUUUGGCCAACAAAUAGACUUUGGCCUCAUCAAGCCAGGUUGGGAGGUCAACAGAGAGAUAUACGGAGAUAUAUCUCGGGCUGAUAAGGUCAAGGAAUCACUUUUCAAAAUUGCUAGGAACGUACAAGAGUUGACUCGUCGUGGCUUGAUAUAUGAUGUCAGAGACGGCGACUCCUCUACACGUGGCCCAUACUAUGUGCCAUAUGAGAUUGCAAUUGUAUCCCACGGCGGAUUCUUGGAAACAAUGCUAGAAGCAGAGUUAGGAGGUAGAGCUUCCGUCUUUCCAUUCAGAAAUUGUUUCCACAACGCAAAUCUGAAGUCUUUCUUGUUCGAGACUAUCGAUGGUCUUGGCGGCGUUCGACACGAAUUGACCGAAACGAAAGAGAGCAGGACGCGGAAAUACUCUCGUAGCUCAAUCCCCUUGGGCUAG
Molecule: messenger RNA, 900 nt
Organism: Botrytis byssoidea
Lineage: Eukaryota; Fungi; Ascomycota; Leotiomycetes; Helotiales; Sclerotiniaceae
Exons: 4
Coding region: 1-900 (299 amino acids)
Cellular component (GO): cytoplasm
Molecular function (GO): phosphatase activity
Source: RefSeq, a predicted model, not a curated record